AUGGACGCAAUACUGAAUUACAGUUUGGAAGAUACUGAAGAUUACUACACGUUACUGGGAUGCGAUGAACUGUCUUCGGUUGAGCAAAUCCUGGCAGAAUUUAAGGUCCGAGCCCUGGAAUGUCACCCUGACAAGCAUCCUGAAAACUCCAAAGCUGGAGAGACUUUCCAGAGACUGCAGAAGGCAAAGGAGAUUCUGACCAAUGAGGAGAGUCGAGCCCGCUAUGACCAUUGGCGAAGGAGUCAGAUGUCGAUUUCUUUCCAGCAGUGGGAAGCUUUGAGUGACUCAGUGAAAAUGUCAAUGCACUGGGCUGUCAGAGGCAAAAAAGACCUGAUGUUGGAAGAAUCUGAGCAGACUUAUACCAACAAGAUUGAACAUGAGGACUGGAAUGAGCAAAGACAAGUAAACAGAGAGGAGAUGGGUUCAACAACAGACAAAGUAGAGCAAAAAGAAUCUGAAUCCGAGUCCUUGGACAAGUCAUUCUCCCCACAAGAUCCAGAUUCUCCAGGAGCAGCUGAUGUGAACUAUUGGCACCUUCGUUUCCGCUGGUCUGGAGAUGUUCCCUCAGAACUCCUGAGGAAGUUUAGAAACUAUGAAAUCUGA
Messenger RNA from Chrysochloris asiatica (Cape golden mole), 603 nucleotides. It is a transcript of the gene DNAJC12, whose product is annotated as DnaJ (Hsp40) homolog, subfamily C, member 12. Gene Ontology annotation, cellular component: cytoplasm. The transcript has 6 exons. NCBI's taxonomy places the organism in Eukaryota, Metazoa, Chordata, Mammalia, Afrosoricida, Chrysochloridae. Bases 1 to 603 code for a protein of 200 amino acids. The record is from RefSeq and is a predicted model, not a curated record.